AUGACUCCACUCGGCACAUCCAAAACAUUAACUGUCAUCGCAGCAAAGGCUUUCAGAACCAAUAAUUUCGCAAUAAUUAAAUGGACAAGGAAUCAGGCACCACCAUUAAAUAGCAGUUCACCAUCACAGUAUGCACCGAUGCCUUCAUCUUUAAUGCAUUUGCAGAAGACAAUGGAAGUGGAAGAACAUGAAACAAGAUAA
Molecule: messenger RNA, 201 nt
Organism: Funneliformis caledonium
Lineage: Eukaryota; Fungi; Glomeromycota; Glomeromycetes; Glomerales; Glomeraceae
Source: the annotation of a GenBank genome assembly